This is a messenger RNA of Frankliniella occidentalis (western flower thrips), 2563 nucleotides long. RefSeq names its product probable C-mannosyltransferase DPY19L1. The record is from RefSeq and is a predicted model, not a curated record. Gene Ontology annotation, cellular component: nuclear inner membrane. The coding region runs from base 251 to 2494 and encodes 747 amino acids. The transcript is spliced from 15 exons. Gene Ontology annotation, molecular function: mannosyltransferase activity. NCBI's taxonomy places the organism in Eukaryota, Metazoa, Arthropoda, Insecta, Thysanoptera, Thripidae.
CUAGAUUGUGGAUCGAUUAGCUGGCAAAACCACGUGACGCGGAAGGUCCAUCGUUCAUCCGCUAGAUGGCGCUUCUCUAGUUGUCCGAACCUUAAAAAGUAAAAUAUGAAGAUUUCAGUUACGAUGUGGCGAGGGGAAAUUGAGAAGUCAAGCUUUCCCUGCUAAAUUGAAGUUUUUACCCACAAUGCAAUGACGUCGGCCACAAAUAUGAGAAUGAGAAUUUCUUCUCUACUCCUUUGUUUUGAAAUGUAUGACAACCUUCGGCUACAACAAACACAAAUAUCAAAUGUCUAAUUUACGCCGGCUAGGUAAUCGAUUUGCAAAUUUGGAAACUAAUGAAGAAAAUGACCAGAAAAGAAAAAUUCAUAGUUUGUUGGAAAAAGAGGCUGGUGGUACAGCUAAGCAUCACCAUUGUCAGAAAACAGGCAGUAAAAGUUUCGUUGCCAUGCUUUUCUUAGGUACUCUGUCGGGCAUAUUUCACUAUAAUCAUGUCUCAACAUUAUUUGAAAAUGACCGCUACUUUUCUCACCUGUCAAACUUGGAACGUGAAAUGUGUUUCCGCUCUGAAAUGGGUCUAUAUUAUUCUUUUUUUAAGAGGAUAGUCAAUUCUCCCUCGUACUUUGAAGGAAUUUCAGGCUUAACUCAUGAUAAUCUAACAGAGUAUCCAGGUUCUAUUAAUUCCCUAGGAAAAUUUAAUAUUUACCCUGAGGCCAUGAUUGGGGCCAUGUUCUCAAUGUACCAAAAAGGCCUUAAUGUCUUUGGAAUCUCUGGGAAAGAAUGCUUUCAAAUAAACAGGGGAAAAGGACUGCCUCCGGUGGAGAGCUGCGUAGGAUUAGAGGAUCCCAUAUUUUUCUAUUUGGAAGUGGUGUGGAUAUUUGCUGGUUUUACAGCUUUUCUGGUAUUUUGCUAUGGAUCACACUUAAGUGGUUCAGUCAUUGGGGGAUGUUUCACAAUAGUGUCAUUCUUUGCCAAUCACGCUGAGAGCACUCGAGUUCAGUGGACACCUCCAUUACGAGAAAGCUUUGCCUAUCCCGUGAUUGUUCUUCAUUGUAUGAUGGUCAGCAAUACUUUACAAGAAUUUGGGAAACAUUUCAUUAUCUUUAAAUGGUCUUGGAAGAGCUGGGUUGUAUCAUUUAGUUGUUGCAUCAGCCUUCUUUUUUGGCAAUUUACUCAAUUUAUUUUUGCCAGUGAGGUGGUAAUUGUUGUAGUUAUGUAUGCAACCGGGCUCAUCAACAAACUUUUAUAUCAAUCAAUUCUUCAAUGGGUAUCGGUUGGGUAUAUACUGGCAUUGGCAGGACUCAUGGGUAACCAGCUCCUAUUGUUCUCAUUUCUUACCACAAUCUUGGUUUCGGCCUGGAUCCUGCUUGCACAUGAUAGGAGUGUUACUCAACUGACUUUGUCUUGGGGUUCUUUUAGAAGAGUCUGUGGUGUAAUUUGUGUUGCAGUUUUGUUAAAGUAUGGUCUCUUUAGCACUGGUAGUGAUUCUCAUAUUGUGAAAAUAUUUCUGACUAAGAUAUUUGAGAAUAUGAAUGAUUUCCAUACUCUCAUGUACACCUGUGCUCCUGAGUUUCAAGGGUUGCCAUGGUCAUAUGUAGUUCAUUUAACUAAAUCUCUUCUCAUCCCAUUUCUUUCUGCAAUAUUUUUGAUUUUUUUUUGGUCUGAAAUUUAUCUACUUCAUCCAUCAGGCACUUCAUCUGAAAGCUCUCAGAAACUAACGCUCAUGGAAAGAUUCGACUAUAGUAUAAGACUUUUUCUCAAGCGACUUGAUCUGUCACUUGUCUUCAAUAUUUUACUUUUAGCUGUUUACUUUGUGCUGUCUAUGAUGGCAAUGCGCUUGAAACUUUUCCUCACCCCACACAUGUGUAUCUUAGUUUCUCUGAUUGCAUCAGACACGGUCCUUAAAACUAUCUCUAUUGUUAAAAAAAACCAAUGCAAUAAAAUUUCAUUCCUUCUGGUGAUGCUUGGAAUUUUAUGUGUGCUUGGAUGCACCAAUAUUAAAAAACAACAUGAUAUUCAAGGAGAGUACUCAAACUACCCUUUGGAGGAGCUUCUGACUUGGGUUGAAAAAAACACAAACAAAAAAGAUGUCUUUGCUGGACCUAUGCCAAUUAUGGCUAGCAUCCUUCUGUCAACAGGACACCCUAUAGUAAACCAUCCAUAUUAUGAGGAUGAAGAAAUGAGAGCCCGCACACUUGAAGUUUAUUCAGUUUUUAGCCGUAAACCCUCUUUGGUAGCUUAUGAGGCUAUCAAACAGCUUGGAGCCAACUUUAUUGUACUUGAGGCUAAUAAAUGCUUUGACAAUCGACAACGGAGAGGUUGCAGAAUGACAGACUUAUGGGACAUUCAAGACCCCAAAAGAGUGAAGAGACCGGCCCUGUGCCCUCAACUCUUUAGUGGUGAUGCAUCUCCCUUUGUCCGAGUUUUCAAGAAUUCAGAGUAUGUUGUUUUGCAAUUAAAUGUGGGAAAGAGAGAUGCGAGCAAAGAAUUACCUUGAUGUUAUACAAACUGUCUUAUCGUGAUGGAAUUAACCAAAGUAACUUAAAUACAGUAUUAUAGCAAUAAA